This is a messenger RNA of Acaromyces ingoldii, 1377 nucleotides long. RefSeq names its product transcriptional regulator, LysR family. The record is from RefSeq and is a predicted model, not a curated record. Gene Ontology annotation, biological process: regulation of DNA-templated transcription. Gene Ontology annotation, molecular function: DNA-binding transcription factor activity. NCBI's taxonomy places the organism in Eukaryota, Fungi, Basidiomycota, Exobasidiomycetes, Exobasidiales, Cryptobasidiaceae. The transcript has a single exon. Bases 210 to 1169 code for a protein of 319 amino acids.
GUAUAUUGAACGUCUUCAAACAUCUCGUGCGAGAUGCAGCCGCUUUCACGCCGCGCCGGCUCAACGAAGGCCUGGAGGCCUGCCCUUCACGGCCGCUUUUCGCCCUUGCCUGUCCCAACACGGUGAUGGCUUGAUUGUCGCUGCUCAUUGUGUCGGCUCCUUUGUCGGGGGGUCGAUGGAUCCUCCUGGACCUCGAUUCCGAUCCUCAUAUGGAGCGGCAUGACGCGGUGUUGGAAUCGAACCUUUGGCCUACUAUUAUCCAACGAACGGAUACCAAAAACCUUGAUCUCGGCCUGCUCGUCACGCUCGAAGCCCUACUGGCGGAAGGGAACGUCACGCGUGCCGCCCGGCGCCAGAACCUGAGCCAACCCGCCUUGUCGGCCCGGCUGGCGCGGCUUCGCGAUGAACUCGGCGAUCCCCUCCUCAUUCCGGCACAACGCGGGAUGGUCCUGACCCAGCGCGCUGUCGAACUUCGGCAACCGUUGCAUGAAGCGGUGGAGGGUGUCCGCAGGGUUGUGGCAGAUGGAAUGCUGUCCGACCCGGCAACCAUGGAGGUCUCCCUGGUGAUCGCCGCGAGCGACUAUGUGCAGUAUGCGCUGCUCACCCGCUUCUCGGUCGCGCUCCGGACCGAGGCACCCAAGGUCCGCAUCGCCUGGCGUGCCCUCGACGUGCUGGUGCUCGCCACGCAGUUGGAGCGCGGCGAAGUCGACCUGGCCUUGGCAUCUCCAGACCAUGCACCGGCGGCCAUGCGCCAGCGCCAGCUCUUUUGUGAGGAUUACGCGGUGAUCGCCCGGCAGAGACACCCGGCCGUGCAGGGCCGUAUCAGCCUGGACGUAUUCUGCGCUUUGGAGCACGUCGUCGUGUCGCCCCAGGGCGGCGGGUUUUCGGGGCCUGCCGAUGCGGCACUAGAGGCCGUCGGCCGCCGCCGCACCGUAGCCCUGUCCACGCAGGGCUUUCUGAUCGUGCCGGAGGUCGCAUCGCGGUCCGACUUGAUCGCUUCGAUCCCACGGCGGAUCGCCGAUGGCUGGUCGGAUCGUGUGCAGGUGGUGGAACCGCCACUCACCAUCCCCGGCUUUACCAUCGCGAGCGUCUGGCACGACCGGACCACCAACCAUCCGGCACAACGCUGGCUGCGUGAGCGGCUGACGACGUUGGCUGCCGAAGGGUAACUACCGACUGGACGAAAGGCUGCACACGGCGUUUCCCGUAAAAUCAUCGUUCGCGGGAAUGGCCCUGUCGUCCCGCUGGCCCUUCGUUUGUAGGAAAACCCGCAGCCUAGGUCGACAGGUGCUGCCCCAACACAUGGCCUCUCUUCGUGAUCAAAGAGGGCAUCCGCAACGGUACGAGGCUCUCAUCAUAAAUUUGUCCGGUGAGUAU